CUGAGUCCAGGACCCUCGACUUCUCGCUCAUCUGUAGCUUCCGGACUAUCACUUUGAACUCCGCUUCUUACCUGGCCCCAACUACAAGUGCCUCCUGCCCGGCCUCCGAGAACAGGGGUCUAGGUCAUGGGCGUUGGUCGCUCUAAGCCUAUAUCAUCCAGGUCAUCCCUUCCCCGCACACCCCGAAUCCAGGACCCUACACACCCGACCGCAACAGGGCAGCCAAGCUCUCGCGAGAACACGCUCAGAGACGCCCGCAGCUUCUUGCACGCUACCGCUGACGGAGAGGAAGUUCCGGGGAGCGCAGAGCGCAGGUGCGACACGCCAGCCUCGCGCCAGCGCGCCGUAAGUGCGCAGGCGCGCCGGCAGCUACCUUCUGCUUUCUCUCCAGACGUCAGGCCGUCGGGUCCUAUGUCGCGCCGGGCCCUCCGAAGGCUGAGGGGGGAACAGCGCGGCCAGGAGCCCCUCGGGCCCGACGCCUUGCAGUUUGUCCUCCAGGAUGACGAUGACGCAGAAGAAGAAGGACCAAAACGAGGACCGGGUAGCGGGCGCUCUGGAGGCACAGGGAAGGAGGGCGUCCAAGUCAACAACCGGUUCGAGCUGAUAAAUAUUGAGGAUUUGGAGGAUGACUCUGUGGCAAGUGUGGAGAAGUCUGACUGUACACUGUCAGGGGACAAAGGACGGGCUCAGCAUGGAAACCCAGAGACCAAGCGUGAUGGAGAUGUGAUUAAGGCAACACCCCCAGAACAGUCUAAUGCAAGUGGCAAACUCCGAAAGAAGAAAAAGAAGCAGAAAAAUAAGAAAAACUGUCCAGGAGGAUCUUCGGAAAAUGUGCUGGAAGAUAUCGAUCGCAUCUUAGAGAGGAUCGAGGACAACAGUGGAUUCAGCCGCCCUGGCCCGCCUCCUCUGAUUUCCAGGAAGCAUGUGCUGUACGUUGAGCACAGACACCUGAAUCCAGACACAGAACUGAAAAGGUAUUUUGGUGCUCGAGCUGUCUUGGGGGAACAAAGGCCACGGCAGAGACAGCGUGUGUACCCUAAGUGUACGUGGCUGACAACCCCGAAGAGCACCUGGCCUCGGUACAGCAAACCAGGUCUGUCGAUGCGGCUGCUGGAGUCGAAAAAAGGCCUUUCCUUCUUUGCAUUUGAGCACAGUGAGGAGUACCAACAGGCUCAGCAUAAGUUCCUGGUGGCUGUGGAGUCCAUGGAGCCAAACAACAUUGUGGUCCUGCUCCAGACAAGCCCCUAUCACGUAGACUCUCUCCUGCAGCUCAGUGAUGCCUGCCGCUUUCAGGAGGAUCAGGAGAUGGCCCGAGACCUCAUAGAGAGAGCGCUGUACAGCAUGGAGUGUGCGUUCCACCCGCUGUUCAGUCUCACCAGUGGGACUUGCCGGCUGGACUACCGCAGACCUGAGAACAGGAGCUUCUACCUGGCACUUUACAAGCAGAUGAACUUUCUGGAGAAACGAGGCUGCCCACGUACCGCCCUGGAGUACUGCAAGCUCAUUCUGAGCCUUGAGCCAGAUGAGGACCCUUUGUGCAUGCUGCUGCUUGUUGAUCACCUGGCCUUACGGGCCCGGAACUAUGAGUACUUGAUUCGCCUUUUCCAGGAGUGGGAGGCUCAUCGGAACCUGUCCCAGCUCCCAAAUUUUGCCUUCUCAGUUCCAUUGGCAUAUUUCCUGCUGAGUCAGCAAACAGACCUCCCUGAGCAUGAGCUCAGUUCUGCAAGGGAAAAGGCCUCCCAUUUGAUCCAGCAGGCGCUCACCAUGUUCCCUGGAGUUCUCAUGCCUCUGCUCGAGUAUUGCAGUGUGCGGCCUGACACCACAGUUGCAAACCACCGCUUCUUUGGACCAGAUGCUGAAAUAAGCCAGCCCCCUGCCCUGAGCCAGCUGGUGAGUCUGUACCUUGGGAGGUCACAUUUUCUCUGGAAAGAACCUGCCACCAUGAGCUGGCUGGAAGAAAAUGUCCGAGAGGUUUUGCAGGCAGUGGAUGCUGGGGACCCCACCGUGGAGGCCUGUGAGAACAGGCGGAAAGUGCUCUACCAGCGUGCACCCAGAAAUAUCCACCGCCAUGUGAUCCUCUCAGAGAUCAAGGAGGCUGUUGCAGCUCUGCCCCCGGAUGUGACCACGCAGUCUGUGAUGGGGUUUGACCCUCUGCCACCCCUGGACACCAUCUACUCCUACGUCAGACCAGAGAGGCUAAGUCCUGUCAGCCACGGAAACACAAUUGCCCUCUUCUUCCGGUCAUUAUUGCCAAAUUACACCACAGAGGGGGAGAGGCCAGAGGAAGGAGUGGCUGGGGGUCUGAACCGCAACCAAGGCUUGAACAGACUGAUGCUGGCCGUGCGGGACAUGAUGGCCAACUUCCACUUCAAUGACCUGGAGGCACCGCGAGAGGACAACCCUGAGGGAGAAGGGGAUUGGGACUGAGCCGUCUGCAGAUGCUGUUCCCAGCGCUGUGCAAUUAUGUUCCUGAUUUCUGUUGUGGUCAGAAUUAACCUGUUCCCUGAAGUAGAAAAGCUGAAUGUAUCAUCAGCCUGCAUCUUCAUUCCCCUAUAAAUGUAAAUGGGCCAUGUUCUGCUGUGGAUGAGCUCUCCUUCCAGUACCCUGGGGAUCCAGUCUCGGCAUUGUCUUUACAGCAAGCCCCGGGGGCAAUGUGGGACCCACACCCAGGAUUUGGGACCCCGGGUAAAGGGCACCACACGGUCUCCAUUGCAGGCUCCCUGCUGCACACCAAGGGCCUCCACCCACAUGCUACUCAUUCAUGUAGGGUCUCAGGCCUUGGGGGAACAGAGGCACCCACAUCAUAGCCAACCCUCAGUGCCAUGCUUCAGUUCUUCUGAGUAGCUUGGGGCUGAUGUGUUGGGGUCCCUCCGCUGGAUGCCACAAUACGUCCAGUCUGGAAAAAAGAAAAAAAAAAUGGUGGACUGAGCCAUCUGUUGAUACUGUGUCAGAAUCUGCAUUCCUGGGGAUGGCACCUGAACAUGCUAAGCACACACUGGACUACUGAGCUACUGAGCUACACUCCCAGCCCAAUAAUUCUAUUAGGAAACUUGAUAGGAGUGCACAGAGUUGAAGGGGAGACCAACAAGUUUUGGGAAGAAACUUGUUCUGGGCAGGUCAGGGAGUACAUGGCAGAGACCAGGAAAUGAGUGCUGGGAGUGUUGACCAAGAACCCCAGCCCAGGGGGAGGGCUCGCCAACUCACUGGGUCCUCACUUAUCUGGCCACACACAGGCCUCAGAUUAUCACUGUACCUGACCAUGGAAGGACAGAGGUUGCAGCCAGAAAAAGCUAGAGGCCUGUGACUCAGAAGCCCACCUGCUUCUGGAAGAUUCCUGGACAUCCCUCAGAACCCUGACCUUCCUCCCCCAGGAGGCUGCAGAUGAGACAGAAGGUCGAACCCAUAUCCUGGCUUACUGCCUGUGUCUGCAAGACCCUACUGCUGUUCAAGCUGUCCCCAUAGGUUGUCUGGUGACCUCAGUAAGACAGGCACCCCUCCAGAAGUUCCUGAUAGGGUGGUCCUGGUCCACUGUCUUAGAAGGCCCCACUGUUGUUUCAGCUGUCCCUGUGAGUUGUCUGGUGGCCCUGGUGGGACCCUUCCAGAAGUUUCCUUCAGGCCAGGGCCUAGUAGCUGAGCAGGAGCCCAAGGGACUGUGCUCUCAACAACACAGGACUGAUAAGCUGGGCUCUGGGCUGGCCAUGUGUGGGAGGGGCACAAGAAAUCAUGGCUGUGACUGAGGCCUGUGCCUUGUGCUCUCUGGUGAGAGCUAGAUGUUAAGAGGAAUUGCUACAUCCCCGUUCCUCUUUCUGGCUCAAAUCAGCCAGUAGAGGUGUUGAGGGUACGUACAAGCUGUGCUGCUUCACAAAUGGGUCAGCGGGAGACUGGGGAGGGCAGGCCUUUCUUAAGGAGGCAGUCACCACCCCUCUCCCCUUGCCAACAUAACUGGGUAUGGUGGGGGAUCUGCCCAGCUCCACGAAGUCGACACAAUUAGGAUGAGUCUAGCCUAAGCCUGUUUUAUGUACACAUCCCAACUUCCACAGCUGAGAAAAGCAAGGAGAGCCUAGCACUCAUCCAUUCAGGUAGAGAUGAGAGAUGUGAUACCUGGAGCUGUAGCAGCCAAUCCAGGAGUAGUGGUGCACCUGCACCUCUCUGGACCCUCAACCUCCAGAGAAGACUCCUGUGUGCUCAAGGGUAGGACUGCUGGCCAACUGCCCUUUACCAGCUCAGGGCAAACAUGAAGGAAAACACCUGUUUGCCAUAUCCCAAAUGGAAAGUUCAUAGGAGGCCAGUGGCUCUCAAACUAAGACAUGGUAACCACCCUUCUUGAGAGGCUGUGCUGGCCUCUGAGAAGAGCCAGAGGAGCAGUUUGACACUGCCUAAAGGCUUCAGCCUCCUAGGCCAGUCAGCGACUCCCUGUCCCUGCGGGGCCUGGCUCAGUGCAGGCAGCUCCUUGUUCUGUAGAGGCUCCCCAACUGGUCUGCACACAGAGCGUGUGCUGUGCAGCCCGCAAUGCGCCUGGCCUGCCACAGGAGGCAGGUACACAGCCAGGAAGCUCCUCUUGGCAGCUUGUGUGGGGUGCCACUGACCAAGGGAAGGGCAGUGUGCUCUUGGUGUUCCCCACCGAGUAUACCCCAGGGACACUAAGAGAUGAAAUUUGAAAUGCAGUUAGCCUCAAGCUAUCUGACUCCAUCCAAGGCUGGUGUUGCCUCCCCUUUCCCUACAACCACAAAGCUGACAGCUCAGCUUUACCCUUCUCACAGACCCCUGAACAAGUGUAGCCGAUGGAAUCCGAGGUGGGAAGUCCUGAGGCAAGGUCACCCCAUUCCCGAUCGCCAGGAGGAAGGAUGUGCCUUCUGCCAGAGGCCAGAUUCUCAAGCCCUUUGAAGUCAGGUUGGAAUGGGGUGAGUGCUUGCCUCUCAAAGGCUUCAUUAUGGUGCUGAAAUUACCAGCGCCCCUGGAGUGUGACAUCACAGGAAACUGGGGCUCACUUGUGCCUGAGAGAUGGACAGUGAUCUGCACCUGAUGGAUGUCUGGACACCACGUAGUUUUAGGGUCAGUGAUGCCAGCAGUCUCAUGCAGACUCUCAUGCAGAGAGUCAGUCUACUUCCGCCAGCUAUGCAUUGCUGCCUCAUCAGACCUGGGACCCU
Molecule: messenger RNA, 5147 nt
Organism: Castor canadensis (American beaver)
Lineage: Eukaryota; Metazoa; Chordata; Mammalia; Rodentia; Castoridae
Gene: Tcf25
Product: TCF25 ribosome quality control complex subunit
Cellular component (GO): RQC complex
Molecular function (GO): protein binding
Source: RefSeq, a predicted model, not a curated record